Besnoitia besnoiti is the source of this 1419-nucleotide messenger RNA. RefSeq lists its product as uncharacterized. Lineage: Eukaryota; Apicomplexa; Conoidasida; Eucoccidiorida; Sarcocystidae. Gene Ontology annotation, biological process: mRNA splicing, via spliceosome. Bases 1 to 1419 code for a protein of 472 amino acids. The transcript is spliced from 4 exons. Gene Ontology annotation, molecular function: zinc ion binding; nucleic acid binding. Gene Ontology annotation, cellular component: U4/U6 x U5 tri-snRNP complex; spliceosomal complex. The record is from RefSeq and is a predicted model, not a curated record.
AUGGCGCAGCCUCCCUCCGCGUCGGGCGCCUCGGCGUCUGAGUCUGGCGGCGCGGCGAGCCAGUCCAGCCAGGCAGGCUCUUCUGCCUGCGGAUUCUCCUCACGCUUCUCCUCCUGUCCGCCGCCGCCGCCGGCGUCGAGUUUCCCUGCGCCGCCGCCGGUCUCCGCGCCGCCGCCGCGUCGCUCGAACUUCUCCUCGGCACCCUCGGGGUUUUCUUCAGCGCCACCUUCCUUCUCGGGUUUUUCCGCAGCCCCGCAGAUGCCGUUUGCGAGCUUCUCCGCGCCCGCGCCGCCACCGCUCCCGCCGCCGCCCAAGCCGCCGCGGCCGACGGAGGCGGAGCAGGAGGAAGAGGACUUCCAGGCGGCGAUCUUCUCUUCGGCGGCUGCGGCGAGUCGCGGCCGCGCGAAGCAGCUGCAGGCGCCCGACGGCUGCAGCAGCGCCGGCAGCGCCGACAGCGCCGCCGCCGUGCAGCAGGCGCAGGCUUCCAUGAGCGCUAUCGCCGCAGGGUCCCUCAACACGCGCAACGCUAUCCAGGGCUUCUCCCGCGCGGCAAACGUCGAGGCGCCGAGCGCCACCGCGCGCAGCGGCGAGAAGGCCGCCCCCAAGGUGCAAGUCAAUAUUGAGCCAGUCAACGCCACCGACGAACUCGGCCGAAAGGUGUGGGAUAAAGCGUACUACGAGUCCCUCGCGAAGUCGAAGGAAGAUGACGACGACGUGUUUUCCUACCUGCCGCAGCCCAAGCAGAAGAAAGCCGCGCCGCCCAUCGAGCACCGAAAGGCCUUGCAGCGGCGAGAUUUCUCCAUUGACCUGACAAAGGAGCUCGGAAAAACAAAAAUCGUCACUCUCCAAACGCCUCGCAUGCAGCAGGGAGGCUUCUGGUGCGACGUGUGCGAGUGCCUUAUAAAGGACUCUGCGGCAUACAUGGAUCACAUCAACGGUCGCAACCAUAACCGCAUGCUCGGUAUGACGAUGCGCGUAGAGCGCGCGGCGCCGAAGCAGGUCAUUAGCAAGUUGAGAGAGAUGCAGCGACAGUCCCAGUUGGAGCUCGAGGGAGAAGAGGGCGAAGGGCCUUUUUCCGGCGACGCCAGAGGGCAGGGCGGGGGCUCGGAGGCGGCUGGGGCUGCGGCGGCGGGCGGCCAGGCGGCGAUUGAUGAGAACUACGACGACAUCGACAGGAUCAAGCGGCGGCUCGAGGAGCUUCAGAAGCAGGAGGAAGAGCGCAAGAUGCGGAAGAAACUCAAAAAGAAGAAGAAGGCCACGAAGAGCGAGGAAGACGCGAAGAACGGCGACAAAGACGACGAGCGUGCUGCCGCCGGAACGAAGGCCUCAGGGGCAGUGAAGCACGAACAACAGGAGGAAGACGAGGAACAGAAGAUGCUCAAAGCCGUGGGGCUUCCAGCGUCGUUCGUUGGGAGCUGA